Messenger RNA from Mucor mucedo, 2098 nucleotides. Its product is annotated as Aspartate/glutamate/uridylate kinase. NCBI's taxonomy places the organism in Eukaryota, Fungi, Mucoromycota, Mucoromycetes, Mucorales, Mucoraceae. The record is from RefSeq and is a predicted model, not a curated record. The transcript has 4 exons. Gene Ontology annotation, molecular function: aspartate kinase activity. The coding region runs from base 344 to 1876 and encodes 510 amino acids.
GAUUUAUUACAUUAUUUUUUAAAGGAAAUUAAGGUCGAUGGAAAUGCCAGUUAAUGAAGGACUUUGUGUUUCCAAGGAAAUGCUAAAAAUACGGCAAGUAAUCAUAGAGACGUGGUCUCCUGGUACAUAUGAUCUCACACCAUUGUGAUUAAAACCCUUUAAAAGAUCGGUCACAAAAAAAUCACAGAUUGCUGAGAUUAAGAUAAGCGGAUCUUUGCAUUGGCCAAUUUAAUGUCAAGUUGACUCACUUUUUUUUUCCUAUUAAUCCAAAAGAGGGAUUUAUUCAAUUUUUUUUUUUUCUUUGUUUCUUCUUUUCUUCUACAUAUUUUUUAGCACCUUUUAAAUGGUUCGUACAUUUACAUAUAAUAACUCACCUGGACUUCCAUGGAUUGUUCAAAAAUUUGGUGGAACAAGUAUUGGUAAAUUUUUGGAUAACAUUGCCAAUGAAGUUAUCAAAGAAUACGUCAAACAAAACCAGCUUGUAGUUGUAUGUUCAGCACGUAGUGGAAAGGAUAAACAAACGGGUACAACCAAUCGAUUAAUUCGUGCGGCCAACGAUGCAAUGAAGCCUGGAUCCAAAGAAUAUUUAGAAAUCGUAUCAGCACUUUUAGAAGAUCAUUUGGAAGUGGCGGUAGAAAUGAUUCACAAUGACGAAAUUCGUUUAGAAUUAGAACAAGAUAUCAGAUCUGAUUGUGCCAAGUUAAGGUCAUUUUUAGAAGCAGCUCAAAUUAUCAAUGAAAUUUCACCUCGAUCCAAAGAUAUCAUCAUUGGUGUCGGCGAAAAGUUAUCUUGCAGAAUUGUGGCUGCCGUUUUACAAGACAGAGAUGUCGAUGCUCAAUUUGUGUCUCUGGAAAAUAUCAUUGAUCGUGAAUUUGACCAACUUGAUCAAGACUUCUAUGAUUAUCUUGCAAAGAAAAUGGCAGAAGCUGUGAAAAGCUGCGGUAGCAAGGUACCUGUUGUCACUGGUUUCUUUGGUAUUGUGCCUGGUAGUUUAUUAUCCACAGUGGGUCGUGGAUACACUGAUCUUUGUGCUGCAUUGACUGCAGUUGGAUUAUCCGCUGAAGAGCUUCAAAUUUGGAAGGAGGUAGAUGGUAUCUUUACUGCCGAUCCUCGUAAAGUUAAAUCUGCUCGUCUUUUACCCAUCAUUACACCCGAAGAAGCUUCUGAAUUAACCUAUUAUGGUUCAGAAGUAAUUCACCCAUUUACCAUGGAACAAGUCAUUCGUUCUCAUAUCCCCAUUCGCAUCAAGAAUGUCGAAAAUCCUCGUGGACAAGGUACCAUCAUUUUCCCUACAGAGAGUGUGCAAAAAGACGGUACUGCUACACCACCUCAUUCCCCUAAAGUUUUGGCUGAAAACGGUUACUUUUUGGACUUAUCUCGUAAAUAUCCUACUGCUGUUACUAUCAAAGACCAUGUCAUUGUUCUUAACGUACACUCAAAUCGUAAGAGUGUUAGUCAUGGUUUCUUUGCAAAGAUUUUUUCUACCUUGGAUCGUUAUGGUGUUAUUGUGGAUCUUAUUUCUACCUCUGAGGUGCAUGUUUCUAUGGCGCUUGGUGAAGAUAACCUCGAUAAGGAUUUAGAUCGUGUCAUCACCGAUUUACGCUCUGUCGGACAAGUUGAUGUCAUUAAGGAUCUUGCUAUUCUCUCCCUUGUUGGUAAGCAAAUGAAAAACAUGGUUGGUAUUGCUGGUAUGAUGUUUAGCACUUUGGCCUCUGCUGGUGUUAAUAUUGAGAUGAUCUCCCAAGGUUCUUCAGAAAUUAACAUUUCUUGUGUCAUCGAUGAACGUUCGGCAGUAACUGCUAUGAAUGUCAUUCAUGAUCAGCUUUUAAGUAAAAAAGGCAAACUUGUUUUGCCUUCUGUCAAAUUGGCACUUUAAUUUUUACAUCCCCAUACACACACGCACCCUUUUUUAGCAUAUGCAUUACAGUACUCUUUAAGAUUCAGACACAUAAAAAACUAUUCUCAGACAAAUAAAAAUGGACAGGAGUAGGAAAAAAGCAAUUAGACGAGUGCCUCCGAUCUUUUCGCAUUUAUAACUAGUAUCUCUCAAGCGGCCUUAAUUAUGGCGAGUCGACGUAAAUUUCAAGAAGAACGUCAA